This is a messenger RNA of Archocentrus centrarchus (flier cichlid), 3164 nucleotides long. RefSeq lists its product as uncharacterized. Gene Ontology annotation, molecular function: phosphatidylinositol binding. The record is from RefSeq and is a predicted model, not a curated record. Bases 202 to 2739 code for a protein of 845 amino acids. Lineage: Eukaryota; Metazoa; Chordata; Actinopteri; Cichliformes; Cichlidae. Gene Ontology annotation, cellular component: endosome. The transcript has 16 exons.
UCACCGCUCCGCUUUAAACAAGUUCGGUAAAGUUCACUAUUACCGCCGGGCGAGCGCCUGCUGAGCGGAAACAGGCUGUUCUUAACAGCGCUAAAGAUGUGGACGAAUAAGCGCACUCUGUCGGAAUGCAAUACGCUUAAGCUCGAAGUCAGAGAUACGAGCAAAAUGAGCCUCUUUUAAAGAGCAAGAAAGGAGAAGAAGAUGUAUCUCUGUCGCUUCUCCGUCGCCAUAAUCCUCGGCUUGUUUUGGUAUUGUUCAGACUGCGGACGCACGCUGACACAGUACCUUUUAUGUUUCCUUUUUUACCUUUCCACCCCGCUGGUGUCUGCAGUCAGCUGGCGAGAGCGCGGCACGCAAACGGACGAAGAGACGAAGGAUAUUACAGUUCAGAAAUCUGUUGCCCAAGACUUGACUGAUGGAGGCACACCGGACGGAGCUGAGCCGCAGGUGUCUCAGUAUCCUCAUGUGAAGAGGUCAUUACAGCAAGUGUUUGAAUGCGCCUACGCUCAGCUGGUUCUGCCGUGGUACACCGUCCCCGAGCCGUGUGAGAAGCAGCCUCUGCACCAGGUGCUCAGCAGGGAGUUUGACUUUGUAAUCGACCGCAUCAUUGAGAGGGCCAAAGACUUUGAUGUCUCCCACACAGUCGUGGGCUUCAUUCGGAUUUUGACCCAGCACUUGCAUAAUGCGAAGCAGUCUGACAGACAGCUCUUGUUCAGCUCCAGAGCAGAGGAGAUUACAGUUCUCAGAGAGUUUUCUGAUGCUCUGGUACGUAACCUUUUUCCCAAAUCUCUCUGGGGCCAAGAAGUCAACCGCUGUGCCUUAAAUGAGAUCAUUGCCUUAAAGGGAUUAGGACACUUGGUUUCAUGGCUGUCUGACCCCGAUAAUCUUAACCAGCUGGUGGUGAGCCAGCUCGCCAUUGUGACACCUAAAAGCUCUGUGGAGGAGCUCUGUGGAUCGGACCCAGAAAAAGCCUCUCUGGCUUCACAGGAGAGUAAAAGCGAGGGGGAAGAGAGUGAUGUGGGCUUGCAUGGAACAGGGGUUUCAGCCAACACCAGGACCAAGAGUAAAAGGAGAGGCAGCAAGUUUAAGGAAGGAUGGUCAAAGUUUGUGGACAAGAUGAAACCCAGGAAAGCCAAGAAAAAGACAGAGCAGGAGCAGUUGUUGAGGAGUGUGGCGUAUUCAGGAGAUGCGUCCAGCGACGAUAAUAGCAGUAGUAGGGAGGGCUCCAUUUAUUUCCAGGAGGAAGAACACUCUGAUAGGGGAGACGAUGAUACGGAGGACUACCUGACAGCUGUCCAGGAGGACAUGAUAGAAUUCAAGUUGUCCUAUGAGAUGUGGCGCGUUGGCUGCUGGGCUGUCAGCAUCCCAAAUGCUGACUGGGAGGAUGAGGAGCUAAACUUCACUGUUCACCUGGAGGAAAAAAAGAGCCCCGAGAACCUCCAAUGGGACAUCAAGAAGACCUACACGGAUAUCGUACAUUUCCGCAACAGAUGGCAGGACUCCACCAGCCUGCCCACAAUCUUGGUGCUGGAGGAGGUGGAAGCCAGCGAUGAAGUUAAAGAAGCAGCUAGAGUAUCAGUAGAGCAAUUCCUACAGGUGCUGGUUUCCGAUAAUCUCAUCGGCCACACUCAGCCAGUUUUUCUGUUCCUCUGCCCGCUUGACAAACUGUUGAAUGAAGACGAACGUUAUGAGGGUGUGUGGGGCUUUCUCAGCGGCUUGGCUUAUUUCCUCACUCCCAGCGGCGAAGAAGAGGAGAACUUGAGCCUACAGCCCAGAGCCCCAGAAGGAAACACGUCAUCUCCACAUCUAGAAUCACUAUCUCAGUCUUUGGAGAACCGUAGCGCCUCUGAUGUUACCAAUCCAACUAUUCCAUCUAUUGUUAUCUCCCAGUAUGAUUCCCCUUUAGAACUUCCUGAGGAAGCUGAAAUUAAUCCACAGCCUUCUGUCAACACCAAGUCCUCAAAUGAAAACAGUUCCCAACACAAAACAGAGGACUCUGAUAAUCCCUUAACCUCUCAGGUUAGAUUGUUCUUCAGAGGACUUGGCCGACAUAAAUCACACGAGUCUCUGGCCUCAGCAAAAACCAGCAGUGUUGAAGACCUGUCUGAAUCAGGCUCGCAGCAGGAGAGGUCCAAUAAAAAGGAGAAAACAUGUUUUAAGAUGUCUGGUGGGCUGAACAAGACUAAAGGAAAGGAGACACAGGCUUCACUGCAGGGAGGGGAGGACCCCCAGGCUCUGAAGGGCCAAGUCAACAGGGAACCGGUGGAGGCGACCAAAGCCAUAUUUGAUCUGCUGAAAGAAAUAUCUGGAAACUCCAUCCUCAUAAAUAUCUUUGAUGCUGUUUUGAAACCUUUUAUGCCCAUCUUGAAAAACAAAGUGAACUCUUUCCUGAACAAGGUGAACCCAACAGAGGCGCAGAUGGCCGCGUACAUCAACCUUCUGCUUAACAAACAGUGGCCGGAGUCUCCGCCAGCAACACUUCCUCCCCCUCGUACCGAUGAGGAGAAGGACGAGACCAGGAAUCAAGCGCAUAAUCUCAUCAAUGCCAAAUAUUCAAAUGCUCUGAUCCUGAAGAAGACAGACAUGGAGUCUGUUUUCAAUCUUUUCCAGAACAGAGAGGAAAACAAAACCCUGGUCUAUAUGCUCCUGUCAUUCCUAUUGAGAGAAUUUCUUCCCAGUGAGUUUCCCCUAAAUGCGAGUGCUGCCGCUCUGCGAAAAGUGACCAACUCCAGCAGCUGAUCUGUGAUCUGCCUGUUUUUAAACUGUCCAAUUAUUUAUUAAUCAUUUUAAAGUGCCUUAAAAAUUUGGUGACUACUUGUAGCAGCCAUCUCUUCUCUUUUUUUUUUGUCUUAACCUUAAAACUAUGAAAUUUUGGUAUUGUGAACAGAUUUUGCACAUCUGCACAUUUUAGGUUAAUAAAUUAUGACUUGUUUGAAAUCAGAAAUGUUGUUUGUGGGACCCACUCUUAUUGUUGAUCUCAAGAAGAAAGUGACCUAUACAUCAUAUUUACAUAUUUCAUGAUUUAUUGUUUUCACCUUGAGUAUUUCUGUAUGUUUUUUUUUUUUUAAAUCAGCAUUUGUAUGCAAACAAUAUCUCACAACUUAAAAUCACCUAAAUGUGUCAAAGUGCUGCCAGUACUGCUGUCAUUGGAAACUUGGAAUUAU